UCAGCAUAUAGACUGAGACCAUGACAACUGAAGUAAAUCCUGGAGUAGAAGUGAAUGAUUCAGAAAAGCCUGAAAAUAAGAAUGAGCCAUCAGGAAACUCAAAUGAGGAGGAUCAGCAGGCAGAUGGAAAUAUAGAAGUAGCAACUAAUGGCUCUGAGAAUAAAAACCCUGGAGAGUCAGACCAGUCAAAUGCAACUGUAGAGCAAUCUCCCCCCAGCAGUCCUAAAGAGAAGAGCCCAGGAAAGCUGAAACAGGAAAAGGAGGCACAUGAAGGGAAAGGAAUUUCACGAUUUCUGCCACCAUGGCUCAAGAAACAGAAAUCCCUAAGCCAAGCCGAUUCUAACGAGGAUAACAAAGAUAAUGUGGCUGAGUCCUCUGAUGCAAUGCAGGUGAAAGAUGAACAAGUAAACAGCCAUGAUGAAAAAACAGAAGAUCAAGCUGUUGAGGAUGAGACAGAGAGCAAAGAGGAAAAACCUCCAGUUUGCAAUGCAGAGCCUUCCAAAGAAGAAAAACAAUUAGAAACAGAAAAGGUUGAAGAAGUGGUGAAAAAGGACGGCGAAAAGGAGUUAAAGGAAAAGUCAUCGGUUGAAAACAAGAAAGAGAGUUCUUUCAAACCCCCGAGGAAAAUGAAAUCCGUGCCAUGUAGAGUAACCUUACUGGAUAAAACCGAAUACACAUGUGACAUUGAGAAACGUGCUAAAGGCCAGGUGCUGUUUUCCAAGGUCUGUGAAAGUCUCAACUUAUUGGAAACGGAUUAUUUUGGAUUGACCUAUCGGGAUAAUGCCGAUCAUAAGAGCUGGCUGGAUCCUGCAAAGGAAAUAAAGAGGCAAAUUAGAAGCUCCCCUUGGCAGUUCGUAUUUAAUGUCAAGUUCUACCCCCCGGAUCCUUCUCUGUUAACUGAAGACAUUACAAGAUAUCACCUGUGCCUUCAGCUGCGUCAGGACAUUGCUUCUGGACGUCUGCCAUGUUCAUUUGUGACACAUGCUCUUCUUGGUUCACUCACACUUCAGGCUGAGGUGGGAGACUAUGAUGCAGAGGAGCACGGCGCUGACUAUAUCAGUGACUUUCAGUUUGCACCCAAUCAGACAAAAGAACUGGAAGACAAAGUUGUGGAACUGCAUAAAACACACAGAGGGCUUACACCAGCACAAGCAGAUAUCAAUUUCUUAGAAAAUGCCAAGAAAUUGUCAAUGUAUGGUGUAGACCUGCAUCAUGCCAAGGAUUCUGAAGGUGUGGAUAUCAUGCUGGGUGUUUGUUCAAAUGGAUUGCUUAUUUACAAGGACAGACUUCGAAUUAAUCGUUUUGCUUGGCCCAAGAUUCUUAAGAUUUCUUACAAACGCAGCAAUUUUUUCAUUAAAGUGAGACCUGGCGAGCUUGAACAUUUUGAGAGCACAAUCGGAUUCAAACUGCCAAACCAUCGGGCUGCCAAGAGGCUGUGGAAAGUGUGUGUAGAGCAUCAUACAUUUUACAGGCUCUCCUCACCAGAGCAGCCACCAAAGGCCAAAUUCUUGACUCUGGGAUCUAAGUUUCGUUAUAGUGGCCGCACGCAAGCUCAGACAAGAGACGCAAGUAUGAAAAUAGACAGACCUGCACCAUAUUUUGAGCGUACAUCCAGCAAACGUGUCUCUAGGAGUCUUGAUGGAGCUCCUUUAGGAAGUAUCACAGACCAGAGUCUGCUGAAGGAAGUCCCUGAUGCUAAAGUUAGUGCUAUUGAUGGUGUUGUCUCAGGACUAGGGGAUGUGACCUGUGAACCUUGGAAUGGAAAACCAGGUAUCGACACUGGAUUUGCACUCAACAAUGAUACCAAGCUCAGUCACCCAUCAUCACAGUCACCCACUCACUGCUCUCAUACCAUACUUGUAAACCUGCCAACCAUCCCUGAGAUGGAUGUAUUUUCAGAUAUUUCAGAGGAUGAUGCAUUGGAGGAACAGCAUGAUGAGCCUUCUAGCAAUUUAGAGGUUAACAUUAGUGAAAAUAAUACAAAUGACAUGUUUCCAGACCAGUACAAUUUACCACCUAAAAUAUCAGAGUCUACCACUGAUGCAGGCAGUCAUAUUCCCCAUCUAGAUUAUAGUAACCAUCAUUCUAUAAAUGACAGGAGGAUAGAAUUUUUCUUCUCAUUCAGCUUUUGCAAAAUUUUCCCUUUGAGAUUCCCUUCUUUGCUUGAUGAGGAUGGAUACAUCAGUUUCCCCAGUCUCCCAGAAGUUUGUGUCUCUUUCCUCCCACCAGGCCUCCAGCGCUAUAUCCCAAUUACAUCGCCUUCCUUCAUUCCUUCUCUCCUUCUCAUCUUUGUACUGCUUCUCUCCACUUCCCAGUCUGUGCCAUUUUCAUUGACUCUUUCCCUUCCCCUCGCUCUGUCCCUCUGCUACCUUGAGCCUAAGGCGACAUCAUGGGGCUCCUUUUAUGACCUGAAUAACAAAGCAGAGGAAGAGGAAGAGGACGAAACCCUGAAACAGAGCAAGUCUUUGAGACUACAAGGAGAAAAUAUUUAUGUCAGACAUAGCAAUUUAAUGUUGGAGGAUUUGGAUAAGUCUCCAGAGGAAAUAUUGAAACAUCAGGCUAGCAUUAGUGAGCUUAAACGCAGUUUCAUGGAAUCUACCACAGAGCCUCGUCCCAAUGAAUGGGAAAAGCGUUGUAUUACACCUAUAUCCCUGCAGACACAAGGGAGCUUAGAAGAAGAGAUGACAUCAAUUCUGUUUAGUAAAGAAAGCUUUUCCACCUUCACCUCAUCUAAUCAGCGGACCACAGAGGCGAAUGUAGUGAAUGAUAGUCUUCCUUCUGAUAUGCUUAGUGUUUCCUAUUCCCCUCCACUGUCUGAGAAACUUUUGCUGCCCAGAACUAGAGGGAUGCGCACUGGACUGAGUGAUGCUCUUGAGAACUCAAAUGAGGUAGAGAACGUAGAGGAAGAAAAAAAGCAGUCAGAUUCUGACACUAAAAACACUGCGGUUACUGAAGACCUCAAACUUGAGAUAAAUGGAGAUGUUGAGCACCCUAAAGAUACCAGUGAGCAGACUGAAGAAGUGAAAGAACUGGAUAAAAAUGAGAAGCAAUCAGUGUCUUCUUAUGAUAGUAGUAGUGAAAGUGAAAACGAAGUAGAAUACAAAGCUGAACAGAGGUUACCUGAGCAUGUUCUUCAGGAAGAACCAGAAGAAAGUGCAGAAGAAAUAAAGGAAGAUGAACCAAUAGAUGAGUCUCAGGGUUUUGUAAGUGAAGACCAUACUGUGAGAAUAACUGUUACUCAGAUUCAAGAAAAGACAGAGGUUAUAUCGCAGGAAAUCACAGUUACUACCUAUGAAAGUGGAGAGGAGAUUGUAGAGGAUGACCAUGAAGUUCAUGAAGAGGAAAAUAACAAAAUGAAUGGGGAUAUCUCUCACUCUGAUGACACUUCUGCUCAAAUUAUUUGUUGCUCUGAGCCUCCAGUAGUGAAAACAGAGAUGGUCACCAUUUCUGAUGCCACACAAAGAACUGAAAUUUCCACAAAAGAAGUUCCAAUUGUCCAGACAGAGACAAAAACAAUUACAUUUGAAUCUGCUCAGGCGGUUGGCAGUGGUGACGGCGAACCUGGCAUUUUACUGAGUGCGCAAACCAUCACAUCGGAUUCAGUCUUAACAACUACAACAACACACAUCACAAAGACCGGGAAAGGUGGAAUAUCUGAAACAAGAAUUGAAAAGCGUAUAGUUAUUAGUGGAGAUGCUGACAUUGACCAUGACGAGGCAUUAGCACAAGCGAUAAAGGAAGCCAAAGAGCAACACCCUGAUAUGUCUAUCACUCGUGUGGUGGUCCACAAAGAGACUGAGGUUACUGAAGAGGAAGAUGAAAACGAACAGUAAGAAUAAAUCCAGAGCAGGUGUCACAGAAUGAAGGAAUUUGAACCACGUCCUGCUGCUAACGUUGCUAUAAAUUGACCAGGUUUGGCAAGCAUGACGGGACGCCCGAAGGCUAAGUUGCCAACGUACAACCUCAGCUUAACAUCUCUGACCUGUGCUGUUC
Molecule: messenger RNA, 3993 nt
Organism: Nanorana parkeri
Lineage: Eukaryota; Metazoa; Chordata; Amphibia; Anura; Dicroglossidae
Product: protein 4.1-like
Exons: 23
Coding region: 21-3833 (1270 amino acids)
Biological process (GO): cortical actin cytoskeleton organization
Cellular component (GO): plasma membrane; cytoskeleton
Molecular function (GO): actin binding; structural molecule activity
Source: RefSeq, a predicted model, not a curated record